CUUGUUUCUCUUUCCAUCGGUCGGUUGCUCCUCCUUUCCCUUUCUCCGCGAUCUUCUCUCGCCGUGUGCUUCUGCUAAAUUUCUGCGACGCUUCUCUGAGAGUAGCCGUGGACUUGUUCAUCUCGAACUGUUUUCACAUUUCGAUAUCAUUUAAACCUUCUCAAAAGAACAGAAACGCUCAUCUUCGGCUCAGAUCUGUUUCCGGAGCAGCUUCAGAGCCCCAAUUCCAGGCGAAUCAGGGGUUCUGGGGUUUCUACUUUUUUCAUGUUUCGGGUUUAUACUCGCCCGUAAUUCCAUCUUCGUUGAAAUUUUAGUGGUCCGAGGUUCUUCAAGAAUGGCAAGAAUUUACGAUAAUUGGGAUCGACUGGUUCGUGCCACCUUACGGAGAGAGCAGCUUCGUAACGCAGGUAAAGGGCAGGACAGAGUCUCCGGUGGGCUUUCUGGUGAUGUUCCUCCAUCGCUCCGCAGGACCACGAACAUUGACGCGAUCUUACAAGCUGCCGAUGAGAUUGAAGAUGAGGAUCCCAAUGUUGCCCGGAUCCUGUGUGAGCAAGCAUAUUCAAUGGCGCACGACCUGGACCCCAACAGUGAUGGAAGAGGUGUGCUCCAGUUCAAGACUGGUCUAAUGUCUGUAAUUAAGCAAAAACUCUCUCAGAAGGAUGGAACAAGAGUUGACCGUAAUAGGGAUAUUGAGCGCUUGUGGGAUUUCUACCAACUGUAUAAGAGACGACAUAGAGUUGAUGAUAUUCAAAGGGAGGAGCAGAAAUGGAGGGAAUCUGGAACAUUCAGUGCCAAGUUGGGAGAGUUGGAGCUAAGAGCUAUGGAAAUGAAGAAGGUUUUUGCUACCUUGAGGGCUUUAGUUGAGGUGAUGGAAGCUCUUAGCAAAGACGCACCUCCUGAUGGGGUGGGAAGGCUUAUUACGGAGGAGUUAGGAAGAAUGAAGAGAUCAGAUGCAGCUUUGACGGGAGAGCCAUACAAUAUCGUACCUCUAGGUGUACCAUCCUUAACCAAUGCUAUUGGAGUAUUCCCUGAAGUUAGAGCUGCAAUAUCUUCCAUAAGAUAUACAGAACAGUUGCCCAAGCUUCCUGCUGAUUUUAAGGUUUCAGGACAUAGAGAUCCAGAUAUGCUUGAUCUCCUGGAGUAUGCUUUUGGUUUCCAGAAAGACAAUAUCAGGAACCAGCGUGAAAAUGUAAUUCUUUUAGUAGCAAAUGCACAGUCUCGUCUUGGCAUACCUGUGGAAGCUGAACCGAAGAUAGAUGAGAAAGCUAUUAAUGAGGUUUUUCUGAAGGUGCUUGAUAACUAUAUCAAGUGGUGCAAAUAUUUGCGGACUCGUCUUGCAUGGAACAGCAAUGAAGCAAUCAACAGAGAUAGGAAGCUUAUUUUGGUUUCUUUGUACUUCCUUAUCUGGGGUGAAGCUGCAAAUGUUCGCUUUCUUCCUGAAUGCAUUUGCUAUUUGUUCCACCAUAUGGCGAAGGAGUUGGAUGCAAUAUUGGAUCAUGGUGAAGCUAAGCUAGCUGCUAGUUGUAUGAGUGGCAAUGAUUCUGUGUCCUUUCUCGAUCAAGUCGUUACUCCUAUAUAUAAAACACUGAAAGCGGAGGCUGAUCGAAAUAACAAUGGGAAAGCUGCACAUUCUGCGUGGCGGAAUUAUGAUGACUUCAAUGAAUAUUUUUGGUCGCGUGCUUGCUUUGAAUUGAGAUGGCCGUUGAGGAAGGACUCUCCAUUUUUAAUGGAGCCUAAGAAACGGAAAAGGACAGGGAAAAGCAACUUUGUUGAGCAUCGGACGUUUCUUCAUUUAUAUCGGAGUUUUCAUCGUUUAUGGAUUUUUCUGGCCCUGAUGUUCCAGGGGCUGACAAUCAUUGGUUUCAGCAAUGGAACUAUUAAUCUUCAUACCUUUAAGAAAGUUCUUAGCAUCGGACCCACCUUUGCUAUUUUGUGUUUCAUUGAGAGUUGUUUAGAUGUCCUGCUUACAUAUGGAGCAUAUAAAACAGCACGGGGCAUGGCAAUCUCAAGGCUUAUUAUUAGGCUUUUCUGGUUUGGUAUCAGCUCCGUAUUUGUGAUUUAUGUGUACAUAAAGGUUCUGCAAGAGAGUAAUAAUCGAAAUUCAGAUUCGUUCUACUUUCGGAUUUACAUUCUUGUGCUGGGUGUUUAUGCUGCUUUGCGGUUCCUCUUUGCAAUGUUUCUAAAAUUUCCGUGUUUUCACGUGCUAUCGGAAUUGUCUGAUCAGUCCUUCUUUCAAUUUUUUAAGUGGAUAUAUCAGGAACGGUUCUUUGUAGGACGUGGUCUUUUUGAAAAGACUAGUGAUUAUUUGAGGUAUGUGGUCUUCUGGAUGGUGAUCUUUGGAUGUAAAUUUACAUUUGCUUACUUUCUCAUGAUUAAACCACUGGUCAGUCCUACCAAAGUCAUAGUGAAUAUUUCCGAUUUAACUUACUCUUGGCAUGAUCUUUUCUCAAAGCACAAUCAUAAUGCGUUGACGGUUGCUACCCUUUGGGCACCGGUUGUGUCUAUCUACCUUAUGGAUAUUCACAUAUGGUACACAGUCUUAUCUGCUCUUGUUGGUGGUGUGAUGGGUGCUCGUGAGCGUUUAGGAGAGAUACGUUCAAUUGAAAUGGUUCAUAAACGUUUUGAGAGCUUUCCGGAAGCCUUUGUGAAGAAUCUUGUAUCUUCCCAGACAAAAAGGAUUCCUUCAGACACACAAUCAUCCCAGGUUUCUCCGGAGGUGAUGAACAAGGAAUUUGCAUCUAUAUUCUCUCCCUUCUGGAAUGAGAUCAUCAAGAGUUUGCGUGAAGAAGAUUAUAUCAGUAACCGUGAGAAGGACUUGCUUUCUAUUCCAAGCAAUGCUGGAAGUCUCAGAUUAGUUCAGUGGCCUUUGUUUCUUCUUUCCAGCAAGAUCUUUUUGGCCUUGGAUUAUGCUUUGGACUGUAAGGAUACUCAGGCAGAUCUAUGGAGCAGAAUAUCUAGGGAUGAAUACAUGGCAUAUGCUGUUCAGGAGUGCUACUACAGUGUAGAAAAGAUUCUGCAUUCUCUAGUUGACAGUGAAGGGAGGCUUUGGGUGGAAAGGAUCUUCCGUGAGAUUAAUAACAGUAUUUCGGAGAAUUCUCUGGUUAUAACUUUAGUUCUCAAGAAGCUUCCACUGGUGGUUUCAAGGUUUACGGCUUUGACUGGGCUUCUGACACGGAAUGAGACUCCUAGUCCUGAGCUAGCUAGAGGCGCUGCAAAAGCUGUGUAUGACCUAUAUGAAGUAGUUACACAUGACCUGCUGUCGGCUGAGUUAAGGGAGCAGUUUGAUACAUGGAACAUAAUAGCGAAAGCUAGAAAUGAAAGACGUCUCUUUUCUAGAAUAGAAUGGCCAAAGGACCCGGAAAUUAAGGACCAGGUGAAGCGAUUGCACCUCCUCCUGACCGUCAAGGAUUCUGCUGCCAAUGUCCCAAAGAAUCUUGAAGCAAGAAGAAGAUUAGAGUUUUUUGCAAAUUCUUUAUUCAUGAACAUGCCUCCUGCAAAGCCAGUCUGUGAGAUGAUUCCAUUCAGUGUGUUCACGCCAUACUACAGUGAGACUGUUCUUUAUAGUUCCUCUGAGUUGCGGGCUGAGAAUGAGGAUGGGAUCUCUAUUCUGUUUUAUCUCCAGAAGAUAUUUCCAGAUGAAUGGAUGAAUUUUUUGGAACGAAUUGGUCGGACUGAAUCGACCGCGGAAGCUGAUCUUGAGGAGAGUUCUAGUGAUUCCUUAGAGCUUCGGUUCUGGGUAUCUUAUCGAGGUCAAACUUUAGCUAGAACUGUGCGUGGUAUGAUGUACUACAGAAGGGCUCUAAUGCUGCAAAGUUUUCUAGAAAAGAGAGCAUUAGGAGAUGAUGGUUAUUUGGUGGGCAAUUUUCAUACAUCACAAGGUUUUGAGAUAUCUCAUGUGUCUCGAGCACAGGCUGAUCUGAAAUUUACUUAUGUGGUGUCAUGCCAAAUUUAUGGGCAACAAAAACAGAAGAAAACUCAAGAGGCAGCUGAUAUUGCUCUUUUGUUGCAAAGGAAUGAAGCGCUUCGGGUUGCUUACAUACAUGUGGAAGAAAGUGCUGGUGCUGAAGGUGUAGUUUUGAGGGAAUUUUAUUCAAAACUUGUGAAAGCUGAUGUACAUGGGAAGGAUCAGGAAAUAUAUUCCAUCAAGCUUCCUGGAGAUCCCAAGCUUGGAGAAGGGAAACCCGAAAAUCAGAACCAUGCAAUAAUCUUCACACGUGGGGAAGCUAUUCAAACGAUCGAUAUGAAUCAGGAUAACUACCUUGAGGAGGCAAUGAAAAUGAGAAAUCUUGUAGAGGAAUUUCGUAGAAAUCAUGGUCUUCGACCCCCAACAAUUCUUGGUGUAAGAGAGCAUGUCUUUACUGGAAGUGUUUCAUCGUUGGCUUGGUUCAUGUCCAAUCAAGAAACUAGUUUUGUGACCUUGGGUCAACGUGUUUUGGCGAAUCCUCUAAAGGUCCGCAUGCACUAUGGGCAUCCUGAUGUGUUUGACAGGAUAUUUCAUAUAUCCCGAGGAGGCAUUAGUAAGGCAUCCCGUGUUAUUAAUAUUAGUGAAGAUAUAUAUGCAGGUAUGCAUUAGUGAUCUGUCUUCUUC
Messenger RNA from Macadamia integrifolia, 4588 nucleotides. RefSeq names its product callose synthase 10-like. Lineage: Eukaryota; Viridiplantae; Streptophyta; Magnoliopsida; Proteales; Proteaceae. Gene Ontology annotation, biological process: (1->3)-beta-D-glucan biosynthetic process. The transcript is spliced from 39 exons. Gene Ontology annotation, cellular component: 1,3-beta-D-glucan synthase complex; plasma membrane. Gene Ontology annotation, molecular function: 1,3-beta-D-glucan synthase activity. The record is from RefSeq and is a predicted model, not a curated record. The coding region runs from base 335 to 4573 and encodes 1412 amino acids.